Molecule: messenger RNA, 1345 nt
Organism: Blepharisma stoltei
Lineage: Eukaryota; Ciliophora; Heterotrichea; Heterotrichida; Blepharismidae
Source: the annotation of a GenBank genome assembly
AUGGAAAGUGUCUGCAUCGAAUGCCAACAGAAAGCUGAAUUCAUCUGUUUUUGUCAAGAUAUCAAGCUUUGUAAAGCUUGUAUACCAAACCAUCAAAAAAAAGUUACAGGCCCACACAAGCUUGUCCUUAUAGGCGACCCAGACCUUGAAAAAAUUCAGUUAGAGUUCAAUAAAACCCGGAGGGCGACCAAAGGUCCUAAAAAAACUGCAGGAGGCAAAAAAAAGCCUGCAGGCCCUAAAAAACCAUCAAAAACCCCUGAAGAAGAAAAAAAACUGGCUGAUGAAAAAGAUGCAUUAAAACAGCGAAUGAACGAAGAACUGCAAAAGCUUCAGAAUUUUAAAAGAGAAAUGAUCAGCAAGCUAUCAAAUCAAGCUGCCAGAAUAAUCCAGCACAUUGUAGGAGAGCAUGACAAAGCUAAAGAAAUCUUGAACCGCGAAUGCGGAGCUAAACAAAGCUCGAUUCAAGAAGCUAUUAUUGAAUGUGACAAAACUCCUGCAAAUGGGGACAUUGAAAGAGGAAAUGUCGUGCUUGCAAAAGUCCUAGAUGCUCCCGAUCUAAAUGCGUUGAAUCUUGUGAAUAGUAAAUGCACUGUUAAAGAAAAAAGUAUUUCUUUAGAAGGGUCGCUGACUUUUCAAACUGUUUUGAUGCCUUUGAAGUCCAAUACAAAACUUCAAGAAUUUUGGGUGAGGAAAUUUUUUUUAAAAAUUUAUUUUUUGUUUUUUUUAGGAAUAAAAAAUUUGUAGAGAAUUUUUAUCAGCAAAUGCAACUGGAAUGAAUGAAAAAAUCAAGCAACUUUUUGAUGAUGUUUUAGCUGAAAGGCAUCAUGCGGUUACUGAAAUAAAGCUAACUAAAGUAAGUUUAGGAAAAGACGGUGCUAAACAUUUAGCAACUAUUUUGCCUAAAUAUUCAAAAAUUAAAUCAUUGAGACUUGUAGACACUGAGCUAGGGGUUGAAGGAGCUAAAAAAAUAGCGACAGGGCUAUCAAGCUUAAAAGGACUGCAAAAACUUUGUAUUUCAAAAAAUUCGCUUGGAGGACAAGGAGGGAAAAGUAUUGCAGCAGCUAUAAAAGAUCUAAAUCAACUAAAAACUAUUGAUUUGUCAAGCAAUAAGCUUGGAAAUGAAGGGACGAAAUUCAUAGCUGCAGCUUUAAAAAAUUUAGUCGAGUUGAGAUCAUUGAGGCUAUCAAACAAUAACUUAAGCACUGAAAGCGCCAGAGCUCUUGCAUCAAUUUUAGUUGGCCUUAAAAAGUUGAAAACAUUGAAUUUAGCUGAUAAUAGUUUUGAAGGAGAAGAUAGGAACAUGCUGAAUGAGACGACUCCUAAAGAAUGCAACCUCGAGUUAUAA